AUGUCAAUCACCCAAGAAAAUCUCAAAGCCCUACUCGACGGGCAGCUCCGCGAGACAGGAAGACCAUACACCUAUCAAGAAGCAUACCUGCGUCCAGCGACGGUGCAAUGCCACGCAUCCAACCUCCUCCUGCUGCCCAGUGGCGACCUCCUCUGCGCCUGGUUCGGCGGUAACAUGGAGGGCAAGCCCGACAUCAGCAUCUAUCUGGCCCGACUACAAUCCGGAAGCACAACCUGGAGCGACGCCGUAAAGGUGACGCACGACAACACGCGCAGUGAACAGAACCCUGUCCUAUUCAAGCACCCUUCCGGCGAACUCUGGCUCCUCUACACGUCGCAAGACGGCGGAAAUCAGGACUCCGCGGUGGUGAAGCGGAAUAUCUCCACGGACGAUGGCAGAACUUGGAGUGAGCCUUCAAUCCUCUUCAAUGAGCCAGGCACAUUCAUCCGACAACCGGUGAUAACCCUGGACAACGGCACGUUCGUGAUUCCAACAUUCAAAUGCCGCGUUGAACCAGGCGCAAAGUGGAUCGGCAACGACGAUAUCUCGUCCAUCCGCACAUCCAACGAUCACGGCCAGACAUGGCGCGAGAUUCCCGUCCCCGAGAGCACAGGCUGCGUGCACAUGGAGAUCCAGCGGCUGAAGAGCGGGUCGUACCUGGCGCUCUAUCGCAGCCGUUGGGCGGACUUCAUCUACUCUUCCACUUCAUUGGAUGGUUUAUCAUGGAGUGCGCCAGAGCCGACAUCGCUGCUGAAUCCCAAUGCCGGGAUCUGCUUUGAUGUUCUGCCCGCCGGUCGGGUGGUUGUUGUGUAUAACCACUCCUCGCGGAGGAAUGCACUUGGUCGGCGGGAGGGUCUGUACGACGAGAUUACGGACGGUGAGGAUAGUCGGCCGAAUCAGAAGGCGAGAAGCGAUGGGAAGGAGGCAUUCUGGGGGGCACCGAGGGCGCCUCUUUCGGUCGCGUGGAGUGAUGAUGAGGGGAGGACGUGGGAGCAUCGAGUCCUUGAAGAUGGGGAUGGGUAUUGCCUGACGAACAAUAGUGAGAAGAAGCUGAAUCGGGAAUUAUCGUAUCCCAGUAUGGUUGUUGGAGAGGAUGGGACGAUUCAUGUUGCGUUUACGUUCUGGCGCCAGACGAUCAAGUACGUGCGCAUUGGGGAGGACUUCUUUAGGAAAUAG
Aspergillus mulundensis is the source of this 1176-nucleotide messenger RNA. Its product is annotated as sialidase family protein. The transcript has a single exon. Lineage: Eukaryota; Fungi; Ascomycota; Eurotiomycetes; Eurotiales; Aspergillaceae. Bases 1 to 1176 code for a protein of 391 amino acids. The record is from RefSeq and is a predicted model, not a curated record.